AUGAGCCAGAGGGUCUUGCAGAAUUGGAGCACCAGGGGCUGGCUGCUGGCGCUGUGCCUCGCCUGGCUGUGGACCCGCCUGGCCUCGGCUACCCUGCUGCCUCCGACUGCCCCAGUGCUGGCGCGGCAGGGCACCUGCGAGGUGAUCGCGGCCCACCGCUGCUGCAACCGGAACCGCAUCGAGGAGCGCUCCCAGACCGUCAAGUGCUCCUGCUUUUCCGGCCAGGUGGCGGGCACCACGCGGGCCAAGCCCUCCUGCGUGGACGCCUCCAUUGUGCUGCAGAGAUGGUGGUGUCAGAUGGAGCCCUGCCUGCCGGGGGAGGAAUGCAAGGUGCUCCCCGACCUCUCGGGAUGGAGCUGCAGCAGGGGACACAGAGUCAAAACCACCAAGCUGCGCGACCCCUCUUCUCUGUCCCUCGGACCAGCUAAGCGCAUGCCCCGAGGACCCUGGGGCGGCCUGCAGGCGCAGGUGCCGACGUGCCCCCCGGGAGCCACAGGGACCAGGAGAUUUGGGGGCGCCGGCGUCCCCGAGAGCGCAAGCACCUCCGUGGCGCAAGGGGCCUUCUUGGCGCCUACCAUGGCUCUCAGCAGGUCUAUCUGGGCGAUAGCUUAUCCUCCACUCAACACCUUUGCCUGCCUGGAAUCUCAGAUCCCAGUUGGCAUUCUCCCCCUGGACAAAGUGGCCCAGGAUGGAGACGGGAGGGCAGAAAAGACAACUGUCCCAGUGGAUAGAGCUACUCCCUAA
This is a messenger RNA of Carlito syrichta (Philippine tarsier), 744 nucleotides long. It is a transcript of the gene TAFA3, whose product is annotated as family with sequence similarity 19 member A3, C-C motif chemokine like. Gene Ontology annotation, biological process: regulation of neuroblast proliferation; positive regulation of microglial cell activation; neuroblast differentiation. Gene Ontology annotation, molecular function: receptor ligand activity. Lineage: Eukaryota; Metazoa; Chordata; Mammalia; Primates; Tarsiidae. The coding region runs from base 1 to 744 and encodes 247 amino acids. The transcript is spliced from 5 exons. The record is from RefSeq and is a predicted model, not a curated record.